This is a messenger RNA of Acipenser ruthenus (sterlet), 1832 nucleotides long. RefSeq lists its product as uncharacterized. Lineage: Eukaryota; Metazoa; Chordata; Actinopteri; Acipenseriformes; Acipenseridae. The record is from RefSeq and is a predicted model, not a curated record. The transcript is spliced from 2 exons. The coding region runs from base 778 to 1614 and encodes 278 amino acids.
CAGAGAGGUGUGGUAAAGCAUAGGGAAGCAUUGUAAAGCACAGAGAGGUCUGGUAAAGCAUAGGGAAGCAUUGUAAAGCACAGAGAGGUCUGGUAAAGCAUAGGGAAGCAUUGUAAAGCACAGAGAGGUCUGGUAAAGCAUAGGGAAGCAUUGUAAAGCACAGAGAGGUCUGGUAAAGCAUAGGGAAGCAUUGUAAAGCACCAAGAGGUCUGGUAAAGCAUAGGGAAGCAUUGCAAAGCACAGAGAGGUCUGGUAAAGCAUAGAGAAGCAUUGUAAAGCACAGAGAGGUCUGGUAAAGCACGGGGAAGCAUUGUAAAGCACAGAGAGGUCUGGUAAAGCAUAGGGAAGCAUUGUAAAGCACAGAGAGGUCUGGUAAAGCAUAGGGAAGCAUUGUAAAGCACAGAGAGGUGUGGUAAAGCUUAGGGAAGCAUUGUAAAGCACAGAGAGGUCUGGUAAAGCAUAGGGAAGCAUUGUAAAGCACAGAGAGGUCUGGUAAAGCAUAGGGAAGCAAUGUAAAGCACAGAGAGGUCUGGUAAAGCAUAGUGCUGUAUAACCAUGGGGUGAAAAAACUGCACAAACACUGUGGUAAACGUUAAUAAGUGACAGAAGGUUGCAGGAUGUGGUCAAAUUGUACAUAAUUCUCUCUCUCUCUCUCUGUUUCCCCCCUCCCUCCCCCUCUCUCUCUCGCUCGUUUGAGGUAAACGUUACCACCUGUUUAUUGAAAAAUAAGAUCCGACUAACAUACUUCCCGCUGCUGAAUAACAACGCUGGCAAAAAAUGCCGCAGCUCUCCACGUUCCUCCUUUUGCUCCUGCUGGCGAGCAACGCGGCCGCGGGCAACUCCACAAGCGGCUCCGAGCAAACCAAACUGGCAGACGAAACCACGGGCACCGUGGCAACGACCGCGUCUCCCGGCACGCCAGCCUCCGAGAUAAAGACUCACAACCCGAUCGACGGGAUGGAAAUCCCUAGAGAGACGACCGUGACACGAAGGCCAGCCAGCGGUCACCUGACAACAGGAGCCCAUCGGCAGAUAACAGCCAAACAAACUACCGCUAAAACUCCUGCUUCGAAGAAAGAAAGCCACGCAGAAAAGCAGCAACAAAUGAGCAAUCCACAAGUUACGGUUUCGGAUUCGGAUUCGGACCGAACCAUCGUAGUCGUGUUCCUCUUCCUCCUCUUCAUCGCGCUGGCCGCCUUGCUGGUUUACUUCUGCCGCAGGCUGAACAGAGAGACGGAGGGAGGCUACACGCUCUCGAAACUGCUUCUGGCAAACUCUUCGGACGACUCCGGGGAGGUCCGAGGACCCCGGGCGUGGCUCAACCGGGCGCUGGCUUUCUUUAUGGACGAACACGGGAGAGGGGGGGAGGAUUUGGAGGCAGGGGGGCAGGAUCAAAGCGAGGAGGCGGACGAGGAGGAGGAGGGGGACGAGGAGGAGGAGGAGGGAGAGGAGCGAGAGGAAGAAGGUCGCAAAGCAGGAACCGCGGGAGAGGAACAGGAGAGGCCUCCGACGGACGCGGAAAAUUCGGACUCCGAUUCGGAUGAUUAUUCCAGCAUGGAGGGUUUCGAUCCGACGGGAAGGGCGAACGGGAUGGGGGGGGCGGUCUCUGAGUGACGCGGGGGAGGGGGGAGGGAAGGGGCCGCUGGUGGACCUGCGGGAUUUUUCGGGGAGCGUCGUUUGGACGGAGGAGAAAGCGGGGUCGGCGGGGAUCUGUGACGUUACGGCUUUGUAAACGCCACGAGGCCCGUAAACUAGAGGCGGCCCAAAUCUGCAGGGAAAAAUCUGGGAGAGGGGAGAGAGAGGAGAGAGAGGGGAGAGGGGGCAGAGGGGAG